UAUUUUCUGCCAAAGAGAGGUACUGAAGGAAAGAUGCCACACAUUUGUAAUGGAAAGACUAUUCUGACCCCUGCAGGAUCUUUCCUAGCUUGAAUAACCACUUCUGAGAGCAGCUAGAAAUACUUACAGUUACUCCACCAUUUGUAUACAGAGCAUCAGCUUGAAGAUGCUGUUCGACAAACGAGAAAUUAAAAUGAGGAAACUUGACAGCACCAAAGUCCGGCCACUUAAAUCUGAGCAGCUUCUUCGCAUAGAGGACCAUGACUUCGCACUGAGACCUGGAUUUGGAGGGUCGCCAAUACCUGUGGGCAUUGAUGUGCAGGUAGAAAGCAUUGACAGCAUAUCUGAAGUUGACAUGGACUUCACAAUGACUUUAUAUCUCAGACAUUACUGGAAGGAUGAGAGACUUUCAUUUCGUAGUACCAAAAACAAAAGUAUGACUUUUGAUGGAAGACUGAUAAAAAAGAUCUGGGUACCUGAUGUGUUUUUUGUACACUCCAAAAGAUCUUUCAUCCAUGAUACCACUGUGGAAAAUGUCAUGCUCCGAGUGUACCCUGAUGGCAAUGUACUCUUCAGUCUACGAAUAACAGUUUCUGCAAUGUGCUUCAUGGAUUUCAGUAGGUUUCCUCUGGACACCCAGAACUGUUCAUUAGAACUAGAAAGCUAUGCAUACAAUGAAGAUGAUCUGAUGUUAUACUGGAAACAUGGAAACGAGUCCCUGAGCACAGAUGAGCACAUCUCCCUCUCCCAGUUUUUCAUUGAAGAAUUCAGUGCUUCCAGCGGACUUGCAUUUUACAGCAGUACUGGCUGGUACAAUCGACUUUUCAUAAACUUUGCACUCCGGAGACAUAUUUUCUUUUUCGUGCUACAAUCCUAUUUCCCAGCCAUGCUGAUGGUGAUGCUGUCUUGGGUUUCUUUUUGGAUUGACAGAAGAGCCGUUCCUGCCAGGGUAUCACUAGGCAUAACUACGGUGCUGACAAUGUCAACCAUCAUCACAGGAGUAAGUGCCUCAAUGCCUCAAGUGUCUUACAUAAAGGCUGUGGAUGUGUAUUUAUGGAUCAGCUUCCUUUUUGUCUUCCUGUCUGUCAUCGAAUAUGCAGCAGUGAACUAUCUCACCACAAUUGAAGAGAGAAAGCAACUCAAAAAAAGGGGCAAGGCCUCAGGAAUGUAUAAUAUAGAUGCAGUGCAAGCAAUGGCUUUUGACGGCUGCUACCAUGACCCUGAUGUUGAGAUGGACCUGCCUGCUUUCUCCGACCGCUGUGAAGAGAAUGAAACUCGAGCACGAGCAGUCAGUGUCUCCAACGUGGGCACAGCUCGCAUCAAGAGGAAGAGAUCUUUUAAAGGAAAUGUGGGCAGGAUUAUUCUACAGAACAAUCAUGUCAUUGACACAUAUUCCAGGAUUAUAUUUCCCAGUGUGUAUAUUGUGUUCAACUUUUUUUACUGGGGUUUGUACAUGUGAACAGAAAUCAUUACAAGCUAGACUUUAUCUUGCGUAUGAGGAUAAUGCAACGGCAGUAGAGGAACGGGUUAAAAGUUUCUGAAACUGGCUUCUGCAUCAAACCAAGGCUGGUUUGGUUAGCAGCAAAACUACUGAUGAAAAACUCUCACGAGUUUGGUUUUUCAGCUGGACUGCUCCGCGCUUCGUUGGGGCAAUCCAAUGUGCGUGCUACUGCUGCAGAAUCACAGAAGCAUCUUGCUCACUAAGUGUGCCCUUUAUCACACACCUAAACAGAUAGCAGCCCCUGGCCAAUGUAUUACCCAGUAUCCAUCUACAUUCUAACCAUUCCUCUUUAAUCAGCCCUUCUGCUUGUUCUACACUUGCCGUCCAGUUGUUUUGCAGUCAGCACCAAGCACCUUCAAAUGGCUCCUAUCCCUGUUUUACUUACUGCAUUUCUGUUUUGCUAGAUAACUGGUACGCACCUCAGGAGCCUUUGCUCUUUGAUGGUAAGGAAA
Messenger RNA from Numida meleagris (helmeted guineafowl), 1953 nucleotides. RefSeq names its product gamma-aminobutyric acid type A receptor rho3 subunit (gene GABRR3). Gene Ontology annotation, molecular function: extracellular ligand-gated monoatomic ion channel activity; neurotransmitter receptor activity; GABA-A receptor activity. The transcript has 9 exons. Gene Ontology annotation, biological process: chemical synaptic transmission; regulation of membrane potential; signal transduction. Gene Ontology annotation, cellular component: GABA-A receptor complex; membrane; neuron projection. The coding region runs from base 167 to 1459 and encodes 430 amino acids. The record is from RefSeq and is a predicted model, not a curated record. Lineage: Eukaryota; Metazoa; Chordata; Aves; Galliformes; Numididae.